AUGUUGAGAGAUCCACCCGCACAAUUAGAAUCUGUUUUCAAUUAUUAUGAUAUAUAUAGAAAGACUUUUCAGCCACAAAGCUCCCCCAUGACACCACUGGAGAGCUUUUUCCAAAAUAUCACUUUUUAUCGGUCUAGUCGAGUACUAGAUGGUUUGGGGGUUGACUUAAACUUACUGAAAAAUCCAUCUCUAUUUGACCUUGGACUUGAUCGAGAAUACCACGAAAACUUGACUUUGGUACAGGAUUACAUCCGUUUUCUGCAGCAAGAGUUUGAUCUUGUGAUGCUCAUGGAAUACUUUGACGAGUCGUUAGUUCUGCUAAAACGACAACUGUGCUGGAAAAUGGAGGACAUUCUUUUCUUUAAACUUAAUGAGCGGGUGCAAAAGGAAAAGCAACGUAUCUCGAAUCAGGUGAGAGAACAGAUUAAAAAGUGGAAUUCAGCCGACGUGCUGCUAUACGACGUGUUCAAUCAAACGCUGUGGCAGAAGAUAAUGAAGGAAGGUCCUGAUUUCUUCGAAGAUCUUUCGAUUUUCAAGAAAGAAAAAGAGGCCAUGAAAAACAAAUGUUUACGAAAAGGAAAAUUCCUUACGAAACUGUGGGCUUGGAAAAAAGUUCAAGGUUAUAAAUUAAAAACAAACAUUUCAAAAGAACUUAAUACAACGUGCACGAAAAUGACAAUGAAUGAGUUAAAAUAUCUGAGUUAUCUCCAAACAAAACUAACCAAACAGCUUCAAGAUGUUGAUGACAAUCGUAUUGUGCUUUGCCUACUAUUAUUUUGGCUGAUUUUAUGUAUUUUGCUUCUUAUAAUUUCUUGUUGUGGUGAGUUGUGGAAGAAGCAUUUGCUUUUUAAUGGCAAACUUGCCCGCCGAAUAGGUCGAAUAGGCUUUUGUCGAUUGUGCUAGCAUAAUUUUAAGCAUAAUUUGGCAAAACGAGCAUAAUUUUUACCUUUUUUUUAAAGAAAAGUACUGCUAGCAUAAUCUUUUGUUUUCCUUCCACGUUGUGAAAAAUUGUCGUGAUUUUGUACCUAACAUAUUUCUACUUACUGAAUUGUGUUUCUAGAAAGUUUCUUGAGGAAAGACGACUUGUUCUAAGUCGCAAGUUUAUCUCUGCAUGGGCAUUGCCCACUGUUAGUGUACCAUAUAAUCUUAGAUCUGGGCAAGAAACGUUUACACCCUUACAUUAAAACCAAAACAGCGAAUUGUUUUAUUACUUUUAAAUUUUUAGAUUAGUUUCAUUGCAUUUUAUAUGUAUUAUAGUAUCACUGUUGUUAAUUUUAUCACUUGACAAUUCAGUCUUUACUGCAAAGAGUGCACGUAAUUUUAGCAAACCUAACAACAAAUGAAGUAUGUGCACUUUUUGGCUAUUUGUAUGGCUGUGUUUUUUUUUACUUACGUGCUAUAAAUUCUCAAACAAAUCUUUAAAAUUUGGCCUCGAGGAUCCUGUUCCGAGCCAAGUCUACCUGCGAGUUAGGGGCUGUCGCAUAGAAGGGUUAAAAACAGAACUUAAUGCUAACAACAUUAUAAACAACAACAACGUUUAUUUUGUAACUUGAAGAACUGAAUAGAUACAUGAAUAGUAUAAAAUCAAAAAUAAACUCACUAACUGGACAUGCAAAUAAACUACAAAGCUUAUCUGGUUGGAUGACCAUCGCUUAUUAUUGAUCAUUAAACAAGGACAAAGGUGUCCUAGAUCUGAGGAUGACUUAAAUAGUUAACAUCAGCUUCAAAAAUCAAGUAUAUUACAGGGCAAAUUCGUUGCUAAAACACAUAUAAGUAAAUAUAAGGAGAAAACUAGAAACAUAAAAUAUCUCCAACAUUAGUCAAGAUCAAUAGCCACUGAAUAACAUGCAAAGUUAAUUUUUAAUAAUUUGGAAGUUAGACUCUGGAAUCCUUCACCAAUUUCAUUCCUUAAUUUAGGUCCAUCACGUCAAACAUUAAAUUUGCCUCAAUUUGUGUGAAUUUUUGGAAGAUAAAAGGUAGAUCUACUGUUGGUCGCAAAGCGAAUGGGUGCCAUGUUCUUAUAUCAAAGGAAAAAAGAGAAUAAAAAGAUAUUUCGCAGAUUGUCAGAAUCAAAUUGAUACAUGAAAAGAGUUUAGUGCUUGAUGUCAUCCUGAAGCUUUAGAAAGUACUGUAAAACUGACCAAACAAUGGACUAGUAUGUUCAUCAUAAGUAGAGAGAGUAAUUUAAACGGGAUGGUUUCCUUUGCAUUAUUUGAAGUGGUUUAAUGCUAUGCAGGGGCGCCCAACAGGACAUUUUGAGAAAAAGACCUUAAAACAACAACAGAAUAAGAAUAAAGCUUUCGGGAGCCAUUUUAAGCAUUUUGGGAGACUGCUGGGAAAAAUUUAUCUGUUCCUGACUCCCGGCAAGACUGGUGGAAGAGUUCCCAGCCAGCAAGGGUCACUUACAACCUGCAACCUGGCUUACUGGAAGUUUCCCAGCAGACGUAUGUCCAGACAUUACUGGCCAGUUUGGGUGUGCUCAUAGGGCAAAAUUAAGGAUUUCCGUUGGGGAGGGGGAUGGGACGACGAUAAGAAAUUGGGUGGGGACAGAAGUUUCUGACAAAUAGCACAUAGCAGCUAUUCUAGACAUUAAAUCCCCUUAGACACCCUGCAUUGUCUAUUUCCCAGGAACGCUUUCCUUCCAAGGACAUCUUAUUUCUUCCAAAUCUCACAGCCAGCAAAAAUUGGCCUGUAGAACAGAUAUUGUGAGGAGCUCCUGGUUAUGGUCAUAUUUGAGAUAUCCAGAACAGUCAACCAUUCGAGAAGGGGAGAAUCGAAUUAAACGGCAUGGUACUGUCAACAAUUCUGAUCUUAAUAUAUAUUGACAGCCAAUACCUGUUUGUACUUUUUAUAUAAAAUUUCUUGGAUUUGUACCUAGGCAUAAAACAAUUUCUGCUGAUUAAAUGGUUUACCAUGUAUUUCAAUUUAAAUAGAACUACCGUAAAAUUCCGAAAAUAAGCCCCUCUAUGUAUAAGCCCCUCCAAAUAUAAGCCCCCCAAACUCGUAACGCAAAAACCCCUCCGUUAAAUUGUCCCUCCAAAUAUAAGUCUCUGCGGUGGCUUGUACUUGGAAAUUGCCCUCAAAUACAAAGUAAAACAAAGCAAAAACGGUAAAUUUACUUCCAACUAUAAGGUUAGCCCAAUUGAUUUUGAAACGCAAAUUUCCCUCCGUAGAUAAGCCCCUAAAAAAGGGCCUUUGAAAAAUAUAAGCCCCAGGGCUUAUUUUCGGAAUUUUACGGUAUUUCUCUGUUUCUGAUAAGGAAAGAAUAUUCAAAACAUAUGUUUUAGCAAUAUCAAAGGAAAGUUUGUUUGCGCCAAGUCAUAAGCUAAUGUAACUGAGUUACUGAUUGGGAAUUUUCUUUAGACGCUCUAAAUCGCUAUAGGAAUAAAACAAAUUAAAAUCAUCUGUUGAUGAACAAAAAAUCAAAAAUAAAUGCUGAAAAAAAUAUUGUUGAAAAAUAUUUAAUAAUUUAUAUAAAUGAUGAAUAGUAAGGGCAAGUAUACAGCCUGGCGGUUCUCAACAUUUUAUUUGCAGUAGGUCUGAAUCUGAAUGGUUUGUAGAAAUAAAAUUGCUGUCUGUUAAGCAAGUACGAGAUGAACCAGUCAUUUGGUAAGCCAGUUAAUUGUGCCUCAGAUCAGAGAAACAAGGCAUGCGCAGAACAACCGGAACCGCAGGAGAUUUGAUGCCCCGCUGACCAAAAAGUCCGAAGACCUUGGGUACGAGAAAAGAAAACUCAUCCGAGUUUUCUGUGCUGCGGUGUUGAUGACUGAUUCCUUAAGAAUCGAUUUCUCCCUCUUAUACCGCAAAAGGUUGAGAAUUUGGUAACCUUUCAUCGUUAAAGAAGAUCCUUUAUAGCGACUUCUGUAACCAGCCAGUCUUUAUUUCAUUCUUCUGGGUGAGUUUUAAGUAAAAUAUUCUUUGAGUAUUGCGCAAAAUGUGAAAGCAUGGCCAUAAAAUAAUGCAAUUAACAUAUUUUGUUGAUGUUUGAACGCUAGUCUAGCGAUUGCUCCGCUUUUCGUAUAUUCUGUGUGCAUUUUACAGGUGUUUCCCAUAAACGUUCAAGUACUUUUAGGAUUUAGGGACUUGACUUAAACUUUUGAAAACCAAAGAUCUCUUCAGACGCCUUAUUUGGAAUUCAUAGACAGGAAAUUUCGGAACAGGUGACGGAAGACGCAAAUUGUAUUUAGACAGUACAUAUAUUAUUCAAAAACUGACGAUUUUCAUACUGUAAAAGGUUCACAAAGUAAAAUCAGGGCCUAGAAAGGUCUUUUUCUUUCUCAAGCACCGUCAGUUUAAAUUUUCAAGUCACGAUAGAUUCUGGAAACGAAUCACGACCAUUACUAGCUAUUUCUUGCUUUCACUUCCUCGAGUGAAUGACAUUGCUGGCUCGCAAGGCAAGGGGAUCUCUCUCAUUGGUAUAAGCAUUUUGUGACUUUUUUUCUCUCACUUUCCUUUUUAUUUUUGCUGUUCUUUGGCCUCGCUUCCUCCGGUUCUCGCUUUCCUUAAUUCCUUCAAGGAUUAUGAAAAUCUUUUGUCUUCCUCACUUCCGCUCUAGCUUGCUUUCGCUUUGCGGCCCUUCUGCACAUGCAUAACUCAAGAAAGUUUACUGGAGAAGUAGGGUAAAGAUCUACAAAAUAACAUGCAGUGACACAGUCAACCUUAAAGUAAAGGAAAAACCAAUUAGAUUUCAAAGUAACUUCAGGGCUGUUCGCCAGUAGAGCCUGGUGGCUCUAUGAACAGCAAAAUUAUACUAAAGGUCCAUAUAGGCUGGUUAAUAUUUUCAAUGACAAUAUAAAGCCGAAAAUGUCAAAUUCAUGAUAUCAUAAUAAAUUUGUAAGUUGAUAUUAAAAAAAAAAAACAGUUUAGCUGUUUUCUGCCUCAUAACAAUCAAGAGUGGGGCACUAGUAUAGGACUAGGCUGUUAAUGACAGCGCGGGAAUGACAUCUGAGUGACUAAUUUGUAAUGUUUGACUUAGUGCGGUUUUAUUUCACCUCUUCCACUUCCAAUGGGACAUUCAGGGGAAUACUUAUGUGUAUGAAACUCUCUCAAGAACAGUCGGCUUAUUUUCUUUAUCCUUGAAUUUAUUUUCUGUCUUUAUUCACUGUUUGCAUUGGCCGUUUCUACAACAAAGUAACCAACAUGUUGUGUUUCUCUGUUUAUAUAUGCUUGUACGUAUAUUAACACUAUGCACGUAUGAUACAAUCUCCAAAAGGCUUCAAGACUGUAGUAAGGUGUCACUAAUACAAAGUAUGAACGUCGGGAUUAGACCAAUCUCCAAAAUCGAGAUUGAUCAUAGUAGUAAAAUGAUUUCAUCGUGUAUUCAUUCAAGUGACAGAAAAUAAAGUAAAGCUGCUCACAUUCUACCAUACAUUCAGAAAUCUAAUCUAACAGGGAUUGAAACUUGUCAGAAAGGUAUAUUGUAGCAAAGCACCAGUCUAAAAGACAUGUUCCAUGUAAACUGAGUAUACCACACCACAACGCAUGGCAAAAAACCUACAUUUAAUACAAAAAGACAAUGUUUAUGCCACCCACCUAUCACUGGCAGCACCAUGACACAAGCUAUAAAUGAGAAACAUAUAAUUAUGGGCACAUUGCUUCUAGACAACGUGUCUAUGCAUGUUGGAGUGACUACAUCCCUUCAUUACAACCUCAGAAAUAUUCAUUUCUUCGCGUUGUCCUUCCCCCUUUCGAACAGAUAAAAAUUUUCACCUUGAUAUACACAAACAACACAUUUUGAACAUUCAUUGACCAGCUUGAAGCUAUCCAGAAGAGGGCCCUGCGAAUCGUAUACCCUGACCUCCACUAUCAACAGGCUCUUGCAAAAGCCAACAUUACCAGUUUAGAGGAUAGACACGCCCACCUGUGUCUUAAGUGUGGGACAAUAUCAAAAAUAACCCGGAUGGCCAGCUGCACCGCCUUCUCCUUCCCGUGCGAUCCGAUGCCACUCUUACCAUCUUAGGAACAGUAGCAGUUCUAGCCGCUUCCAGUAUAGAACAAAACGCUUCGAUUCUAGUUUUUUCCCAGCAAUGACGAAAAUUAACUAAUCUUACGAGUCUAGUUAUCUCUAGUAUUGUCCUUCAUCUAUUUCUGAAUUGUAAAUAACUUAUAAAUAGCCUGUAAUCCCAGUCCCUCUGAAACAAAUGUAAUUUUAUUUUUAGUUGUAACUUAUGUAAGCACAUUGUAAUUCGUAGUUUUUAUGCCACCAUGUGUAUUUUAAUAAACCAUUAUUAUUAUUAUUAUUAUUAUUAUUAUUAUUAUUAUUAUUAUUAUUAUUAUUAUUAUUAUUAUUAUUAUUAUAAAAGUAGCCACACUAACACUGCCUUGUACUGAAUUGAAGGUCAAAAGUCCCCUUUGGCUUCAAAAGGGUAACAUGAAAAACAUAUCCCAAAGGAAGCAGUGUACUAUAAGUAAUAACAAUAACUAAAGAAGUACAACUAUCCAUAUACCCUCUUAGCUACUCUCUUUACUCUAUUGAAUUUAUUUAGGUAUAUUUUAAAAAAUUGACACUUUUUUCAUUGGGUUCAUUUUAAACUUCUUACAUAUCAUUUUUGUGGUUUUCCUUGAUUUUAGGAUAUUUUUUGUUAUCCAUUUAUUUAAUCUUCGGCCGUUUUUACUUCUCUUGUUACUGGGUCUUAUUUAUGGUACAUUUUUAUUCAGCAGCUGAUAUAAUUUAGUGUAAAAGUGAUCAUAAGCAUUUUGGACAUCCGUUUUAUCGUACACAUCUAUCCAAUCUUCACGUUCCAAGUCUUGAUCCACAUGACUGAUUUAUCGUUUUAUCAUCAAUUAACCCCCCAAAAAAUGCACUUUAUUUGAGUGUCAAUGUAUUUAGCACGAAAGUACUAAUUGGGGACACUAUAUUUUACGUCUCCAACUGGAGAUGGGACCGCCAUUUUACGUGGUCAUCCGAGCCACGCGAAGGUCUAGCCUGUUGCAGUGCAAAGGGAGUACCUUCAUUUCUCGGUUAUUUUAAGACCCUGAGUAUUGGUCCGGCCCCGGGAAUCGAAAGCACGACCUCCCGCUCUGCAGUCAACAUGCUCUACCGACUGAGCUAACACUGCCGCGGUUUAAAAUUUAAAUUUGUUUUGAUUAUCGUUUGGAAGUUUGAGCUUUUGCAAGUUACCCAGUGUUACAAACACCGGUAAGUAAUCUGAAAGAUCUGUAAAAAGGAUACCACACAUUUAUAGUUCUCUUCUAUUUUGUUUACAAAUAUAUUAUUAAUCAGGACUGCAUCAGUUGCUCUUUUGAUUAAAGGGUAAAACUUCAAAUUUGUAUAGUCUUUAACGUGAUGAUUUUUUUCGAGUGUCAGUAAAUCAAGAUUCAAAUCUUCCAUCAAAAAGCAUAUUUUUGUUUUUGCAUAUCCCAUUUUUGUAAUAGUUCAGCAAGGCAUUCCUUAAGCCGUUAUUUCAACGACUUGUGAUUCUAUCCUGACAUCAUUGCAAUUAAUUUUAUGGUGAGAUCGUCUCGUUCUCUAAACUGGAAGGAAUUUUUUUACAUACAAAUACCACCUCCUAGUUUGUGCGUCCUAGUGUCACCUGUGUUAUCACGGAUAAUUAGCUAAUAGAAAAUUAUGUACAUUAUCACAAUUUAGCCAAGUUUCUGAUAACCCUCUGUAGCCAAAUAUUCAUGUUUCAAGGAAUCUAAACAUGCUUUUAAGUCAUCAAACUUAUUCAUUAUUCUUCUACUAUAUUUAAGUACAAGAUUGAGAAAUCUGUAUUUCUAGAAUCACUUAUCAAUUGCUUAGAAGUAUCCUUUCCAUGAUAACAACAAGCAUCAACAUAAUUUAAAUAUAAGUGUGUUGUAGUAAUUAUAAUCAGGAACUAGAAGGUCAGAAAUUAGCGUUAAAUAAGAAUUAUUACGAUUACUUGAUGCAAAAGGGUUAAUGAUAGCGUGUCCCGACGCGAUUAUCAUCUAGUUCUACUUGUAUAAGUCAGAAUAUUUUGACACUGAAAUAAUUACAGAGUUCGUGAUUACUCAGUUGCGAAAAUGACAAUGAAUUAUUUAAUAUGGAGCUGCUUAUUUAGGCAUUUAUACAAUUUAGAUGGCAACUCUAACUCUCCUCAUUGUUUUUUAUUCAAUGUUUCCUAGCUCGUCAAUCUAGGGUAACAAGAACAUCUCUAAUCGACCGCUUUCCCGGAGCACUUCGCACUUCACCCUUACUGUUCGCCUGUUGUAGCCAUUCUGCCGCCUGUAAGCUCUGAGGGAGAGGGUAGCCCCAUAAUUUGGCCUAUUAAGUACAAAACAAGUAACAAUAAAAAGAUAACCUGUGAUAAUGAUUUUUGGAUUAUGAUUGACAUUUCAAGGAGACCAAAAUGACUGAUAUAGAAACCAUAUCUAUCUGUGACGUUGAUUAUACAAAUCGCCCAAGCGAACACGAAGUUGUUGAAGUGGAAGAAUCAGAAGAAUAUCUGGGGUAAUCCAGCGUCUUGGGCUCCCGUCAGCGAAUAAAAUUUUGGCGGGAUUUCGACAGUGCUUCGCGGGCUUUUUGGAGAGUGAUUUGUCACUGAAGGCACAUCGACACUUACAUCGUCCUAAGCCAGAGAAAAAAGGCUUGAAUCCUUCGCCGUUUGAUCAAAAAGGUCGUCCAUUUAAUCAGAUGAUCUGUCUUGCUGUUCCUCGAGGGGAUGUUAAGUAGAGCCCGAGCUCUCGCAUUCGUUUAUACCGGCGACUAUAAAAUGUGCAUUGUUGACGGCCUUUCUCAAACGUUCAAAUAGAGAAGAUUUAAAAAUUUCUUUGGUCAGGGUCUUUUCCACGCAGAGUUCCUGCCAAACUGGAGAAAGAUGUGCUAGCAGAGAGUGUAUUCCUCCUUGUGGCUCCUCAGUAAAAACUUGAUACGCCGACUCGCCGUUUUCGCUUCGAAGGUCACCAACGUUGACGGGGCAUACUACUCUUGAAAGAAGUUAAAUAAGCCAUCGGAGCACUAUUUUCUUAAAAGAAAGCACUUGAAAAACCAUUGAAAGCGUAUCCAGCCUAUUUGAAUCCAAAUGCGGCGAGAAAACUGUAGUUAUCAAUUGCGAACCAGCCGCGAAGAUCGACUUCCAAAUUUUCAAUCGACCGUGAAAUGAAUUUAUAAUACCCAAAUAGUCUGAUCAAAUUUCGCGUUUCCUUGAGAUGUCUGGUUCGUUUAACCAGAAGUACAAAGUUCCUUGAUGUCCGGCGCUCUCUAAAAGGUGUCUGGAGGAAUGCUUUUAACUAAUUACGAAAGUAACGCUUGUCUGUUAUUGGAAACCGAUCUGCGGUGGUUGCUGUGGAGAUUAGGCCUCCUCGGGCGCGCACUAAAAUCGGGGCUCUGGCCUGUUAUGUUAGCCUCCCACGCAGGCGUUUUUAGGGGAGCUCGUAUUUCUUCCCUCCCCACAAACGCCUGCUCAACAGAGGACAACAUUUGUGGGGAGGGAAGAAAUACGAGCUCCCCUAAAAACGCGUGCGUGGGAGGCUACUGUUAUGUGUAAUACUCGACAAAAACGGACAAGUUGCAAGAAAUUUCCUUAAUAUAACAGGGCUUUGCUUUAUGCUGGUUACAUCAUCAUUUUGUUUUGAUAUUCUCAGCGAUAAGCCAUUACCGAAGUUUAGCUUUUAAUUUCCUAACUUUCAUCAAUUGGCCGCCAAACUGACUUUAAACUACUGACAGCAUGUCUGAGAAAGCAAACAUUUUUGUCUUAAUUCGUAUGAAAUUUCUCCAUCAGGUAACGGUUUUUUCUAUUUCAUUUGCUGAUAAACUCUAGCAUCAACUCAUCUAAUUUGUAUUAGAGUGGCUACAGUCAGGGGUGUUUUAACAAGUUGACAUUGACAUCAGUUAACGACAAUUAUACCCUUACAAAUACCCAGGCAUUCACGGUCUGAUGCCAUUAAAGGAUUGUAAAAUUGAUAAAGAGUGAGAGUUAGUAUUGAUUCAAAAAGGUGAAUGCUAAAACUUUCCGGCUGGAAGCUAUCGUGAGGCACCUUGUUACGCAAACAGUUAUGCUCUAUCUCAAACUUUUAGUAUUAAUGUUAUAAAGCUCCGUCUGACUUAUAGAAAAUGAAUUCACCCUAGUAGUAUGAUAUCUACUAACGUAUUCUUGGAACACUUGCAGAAUGGAUUACAUUGACACAACAGACAAACUUCUGAAGUCUUUGAAUGGCUUGCUGUCCGCAUUAACUCGGCAGAUAAACGGUGGAGAAGACACGUUCCUCCACCAAGCUUCUCAAUUUGUACAAUUCGCCAUCACUACAUUGGAAAAACAGGACCCCACGUUAAAGAAACAGAUAAAUAAGGGAAUAGACUUUAUCGUUUCUUCGAUUGCUUCAUUGGUUACAAAAGUUGUAUCUUCGGGGGCAAUUUAUAAUGCCACUGUCUUUGUCAGUCAGGAGAUCGGUGAAUUUUUUAACGAUGGUUCUAUACCUAAAAUCAUGCGCAACAAAUAUGAUGAGCUUGUACGCCGUCUCGCCACUGCGCUGGAGAGGAAGACAAACAUCGAGGAUUUGUGUAGCAAGCUACUGGGUGAGGUAAGAACUACCUGUAAAUAAAAAGGAACCUGUCCUAGUGGUGAAUCUUGAAUAGGAGCUUCCCAACAUGCACCCCACUCUGCUUUCACACACUAGUGACACUAGGGCACCAAUGAUAUGGCCAAAAUUAAAUUGAAGGUCUCACCCGCGCAGGAUCUACCUUCAAGUUAUUUAUAUGGCAGUUUCACACGUCUGGGUGCCCAGUAUUAGUAAAAAAAAAAUCACCAACCCCCGCGCCGUGAAGCAUUUUUUAUGAAAAAAAAAUAUUAAUUGAAAUAUUAAGAAUUUUAUAUCAUAGUCGUAAGCUGGCUCUUGUAAAAUAUUAAAAUGUUAAGAUAAAUAAAAAUGUUUCCGUUAAUUUGUCCUUAAAUUUUGUCCACCAUUCUACAUAGCUUAAGAUCAAUGGCAACAACAUACUAAAAGUUUAAAUUCAAUAAAAAUUUCAAUAUACAGUGAUAAUUUUUUUCCUAAAAAAACGCUUUCGCAAUAAUCAUCUUUGUUUAAGCAAGAAUUUUGAAAAUAGCGCAAUGCUUAGUGUACUCUAUUUAACAGAUCUCUGCAUUCUUUGUAAGAUGCUGGCUCUCUUUUCUCCAACAAGUUCCUUUACUGUUUGACUCACUGACUGACUGAAUAUCCAUCCCAGAACAUCAAGAACGAUGUUGUACCAUAUCAAACUUUGCCUAUUGUUCAGGUUGCAUUUUUGGAAGACAAUCAGAUGGUGCUUUCGUUUCUUUUGUACAUGUUUCACUUGGUAGCCAGGAUUUCUCUCCCUCAAUUGCCACAUUAG
Messenger RNA from Porites lobata, 11266 nucleotides. Lineage: Eukaryota; Metazoa; Cnidaria; Anthozoa; Scleractinia; Poritidae. The record is from the annotation of a GenBank genome assembly.